CCCAACUCUAACAACUAUAUAUACACACCAAAACAUACACACAAAACAUCACAAAAUUAACUAAAUUUACAUCUUUAAUUUCAAAAGUUUCAUAUCUCCAUCUUUUAUUUAUUCAACAUGAAUAGCUACAACCAAAACAAGGCCCAAGGAUCAUCAUAUCCAGCACAGCAGCAGGCAAGUGAUUUUGUGGCACCACCACCCCCAGCUGGUUAUCCAACUAGAGAUGUACAAGGCGAUUCAUCUGUUCCAGUUACUACUCAAUCCAGAGGCGAUGGCUUCUGGAAAGGAUGUUGUGCCGCCUUGUGUUGCUGUUGUGUGUUGGAUGCUUGUUUCUAACAAGUGACGCCAAUUUCCCUAUGAGUGUAUUUGCUUUUUAUUCCUUGUAAUAAUGUUAUGUUUUUUAAAAAAAAUUCUUGAUGUAAAAUUUAUUUGGGAUUUCAUUUUACAUUCCUUUUGAUGUCAUUCGUUAGACAUAUGUUUUGAAAUAUUGUUUAAUUAAUUAUCGUUCUUGGUUAUUUA
Molecule: messenger RNA, 519 nt
Organism: Solanum verrucosum
Lineage: Eukaryota; Viridiplantae; Streptophyta; Magnoliopsida; Solanales; Solanaceae
Product: protein CYSTEINE-RICH TRANSMEMBRANE MODULE 3-like
Exons: 2
Coding region: 118-336 (72 amino acids)
Cellular component (GO): plasma membrane
Source: RefSeq, a predicted model, not a curated record